Messenger RNA from Fomitopsis serialis, 2407 nucleotides. RefSeq names its product Not1 N-terminal domain, CCR4-Not complex component-domain-containing protein. NCBI's taxonomy places the organism in Eukaryota, Fungi, Basidiomycota, Agaricomycetes, Polyporales, Fomitopsidaceae. The transcript is spliced from 12 exons. The record is from RefSeq and is a predicted model, not a curated record. Gene Ontology annotation, cellular component: CCR4-NOT core complex; P-body; nucleus. Gene Ontology annotation, biological process: nuclear-transcribed mRNA poly(A) tail shortening; regulation of DNA-templated transcription. Bases 35 to 2197 code for a protein of 720 amino acids.
UCUCCUUUGCACAUCCGGCUCCUUGCAUAUCACCAUGGCGGCGAGAAAGCUGCAGACCGAAAUUGACCGCACCCUCAAGAAGGUGGCUGAGGGUGUCGAACUCUUCGAAAGUAUCUACGACAAGAUGCAAGCGUCGACAAACCAGACGCAGAAGGAGAAGCUCGAGACAGACCUGAAGACGCAGAUUAAGAAGCUUCAGCGACUGCGAGACCAAAUCAAGACAUGGGUCGCUAGUAAUGACAUCAAGGACAAGACGGCGCUGCUCGACAACCGGAGACUAAUCGAGACACAAAUGGAGAAGUUCAAGGCAUGCGAGAAGGAGAUGAAGACGAAAGCGUUCUCGAAGGAGGGGCUGACACAACAUGCGAAGCUCGACCCGAAGGCGCAGGAGAAACUGGAGGUCACGCAGUGGAUACAGAUCCAAGUGGAGGAGCUACUACUGCAGGUCGAGCAAGCGGAGGCAGAGAUUGAGACGUUGCAGGGUGGAGGGAAGAAGAAGAACAGGGCAGGAGGGGCAGCUGCUGAGCGGUUGGAGGCCCUCGAACACCUCAAUGAACGGAGGAAGUGGCACAUCAGUCGACUUGAGCUCAUCCUGCGAUUGAUGGACAACGGCUCUAUGCCGACAGAGAGGGUUCUCGGGCUCAAGGAGGACGUGCAAUAUUUCGUCGAGAGCAAUACGGACGAAGACUUCGACGAGGAUGAGGGCAUCUAUGAUGAGCUCAAUCUUGAUGAGGAGGAAGAGAAGUUCGGUCUGGCAAACGAUGAGGAUAGUGAUGAGUCUGAAGAUGCUAGCGACGGUACUCCCGUGCUGAAGAAAGCAACUGCAACGCUGCAGCUACGCAGUACGUUGACCCCUUCGAUAACAGGCGAAGCGUCGUCACCAGCCGCGCGUAAAAACACAUUCGACUCUACUGCAACAGUGAAGCCGCCAAACGCGAACUUCGCUGCACAACCCAUGGCAAGUAUUCUGAAGGCGGGGCUACCCCCACAGCAACGGCCGGCGCCUCUCCCAGUCCGCUACGCGGCUGCGGCGGCAGCAGCUGUUGCGCCAUCACUGCCCACACAACAGUCAACGGCUCAGUCACCACAAACACCAACAACGGCAACGAUACCAUCUACAUCCACCCAGCCUUCAGCACCAACGGCACCAUCAAUAUCGUCGACAACAGCCACCUCGUCACUUACGCCAGAUCAGGUCUCCGCCGUGACUUCCUCGCCAAGCUUGACACAUCCGUCAGUCGCAAGCCCGAUGUUGUCGUCUGCGGCGUCGGUAUCCGUACAACAUGCAGACAGCUACUCAGACUCUCCAGCGCUGUCUGAUGCACCACCAAGCUCGAUCAGCGGUCCUGCGGCGACGUCAUCACCGCAGCGCAUACAACGCAAAGGUCACUUCAACAUAUUCACCGACAGCCGUGCAAGCUUUGGCAUCUGUAGUAAUUAUCGAAGGGGUUCUCACAGUCCGCGUAGCACACCCGCGGUAAACGCGCAAUCGAGUGGCUCGUCACCAUUGCCACCAACGCAGCUGCCACAAUACCCACCUGGUGUCAAGGCGCCCGGUGCGGGUCUUGCAGCCGACCACGACCACAGCGUACCGCCAGGCGUCGCACCACAGCAGUUGAACCUGGGCGCGCAGAGACCCGGCUCGACGGUGCCCUCGCAGAUGCCACAGCAGGCGCCACAGACGCGGCCGAAUGCAUUCCCUGGAUCGCUAUCGGAUCUGGUGGUGUCCUUCGAGACUGUGAAACAAAAGGCGCCCCAUCGGAUGUCGAACCUCGACCAGGUACACAAGCUUCUGCAGGGCAGCUACUCCAGCAUGCCGCAGCCGCAAGACACUGAGAAGCCGAAGUAUUACGUGCCGAGGAACCCCAUCCAGACACCAGCGUACUACCCGCAGACACCCAACCCGAUCCUGAACACGGCGGGUAUCUUCUCUCAGCUGGACGUCGAGACGCUCUUCUAUGUGUUCUACUACCUCCCGGGCACAUACCAACAGUACCUCGCGGCCAAGGAGCUGAAGAGACAGUCAUGGCGUUUUCACGUCAAGUACCUGACAUGGUUCCAACGACACUCAGAGCCUCAGGCGAUUACUGAGGAGUACGAGCAGGGUGUCUACGUUUACUUCGACUGGGAAGGUUCUUGGUGUCAGCGCAAGAAGAGCGACUUCCGCUUCGAGUACCGAUAUCUGUCGGAAGACUGAGCUAUCGAUCCUUACUGUACCAUCCGCAUAGCGCGUCCUCUUUUUCUGCGACCUUACUCCGUAUCUCGACGCUUUCCUUUUUAUGAAUUUAUCUCCCGCGUUGCGCGUGCCGCUGUGGCACACAUCUGUAGUAUACUGUCAUCGCGACUUGCAGAGGACCAUGCAAUACCGUCAGAUCGUCUCAAUACUAGUAAGCAAGCAUCGCGGAAA